AUGUCAGUACAGAAGCCUUCCGCUAGGCUAUACCCGUCAUUUCUAUUUCUGGGGUCUAUGGCAUCCUGCCCUCCGGCAAAAUUCCCAUCAGCCUCGGAGAUAUUCAAGCUAUGGCCAUUCUUUUGCGAGAAUGUUGAUCCAUUAACUAAGAUCCUCCAUGUGCCUUCAACAAAGGUGCUUUUGACCCAAACGCUCCAACCUGGGGCAAGCUGUCCAAUUCCAAAGAAGAUAGAGGGGUUUAUCUUUGCGAUAUGUACAUGUGCAGUUAUGUCUCUUGGGGACAAUGAAAGUCAGAGAUUGCCGGGGACACGUGCUUCAUUGGAAUCCUUCUUCGCAGCCACUGCAACUUCAUUAGUGGAAAGUUCGUUUAUGCAGUCCCUUGAUAUCAUUACGCUUCAAACCUACGUGCUUUUUCUGGUAUAUAUAAAGUCGUGCCGUGGAUCAAUAAGGAUAGAUUCAUCAUGCUCCUGGAUGAUGGUCAGUAUUGCUAUUCGAAUCGCUCAGACUAUUGGUAUCCACCAGGAUGGGACAAUAUUCUCCAUAUCCCCUUAUGAGACCGAGAUACGGCGCCGUCUUUGGUGGUAUAUUGUUAGCCUCGAUAUUCGCGCUACUGAAAUGGCAGGAUCUGGGAAGUCAGUUGUACCCCAAUCGUGGAACGCACCGUUGCCCUUGAAUAUAAAUGACGAGGAUAUCAGUCUCGACAUGACCACCUUCUCUUCGGAACAUACCAAGGUGACAGAAAUGAGUUUCCCUCUUCUUAAAUACGAACUGUCCCUGUUCUUACAGGAUCCUGGGAAUGGAAAGUUCUCCGGUGGCCUUGAAGAAACACGAACAGGGACUAGUCUUCUGCAUGCCCGUAUUGCAAGGCUAGAGAAAUGUUUCGAGGAGCGCUUUCUUUGGUUUUGUGACCCCGUCAUCCCCCUACAUGUCCUACUAACAGUGACGGCUCGCUCCACUAUCUGUAAACUUCAGCGCAUUGCUGAAGUUUCUUAUGCUGAUAAGGAUCAACCCCGCAUACUAACUAACCCAGAAACAAAGUUCUCAUACGGUCUCAAAAUGCUAGAGUAUGACAAAUUAGUGCAUUCCACAAAAUCUACUCAACGUUUUCGGUGGUAUAUUAUGAAUUCGUUCCCCUGGGGCGCAGUAAUUGGCCUCCUCAAAGCCAUUACAGGCCAGACCACGUGGGACGAAACCAAAGAAGCAGCCUGGCAUCAUUUAGAAGAUAUGUAUCAGCACCACCCGGAAUUCUGUUUCCGCAGCACAGAAAUUUGCGGAGUUGCUGGGAAAUAA
Molecule: messenger RNA, 1290 nt
Organism: Microsporum canis CBS 113480
Lineage: Eukaryota; Fungi; Ascomycota; Eurotiomycetes; Onygenales; Arthrodermataceae
Product: C6 transcription factor domain-containing protein
Exons: 2
Coding region: 1-1290 (429 amino acids)
Biological process (GO): DNA-templated transcription
Molecular function (GO): zinc ion binding; DNA binding
Source: RefSeq, a predicted model, not a curated record